AUGGACGUCGAGCGCAUAGAUGAUUGGCAGUUCAGUGUCAAGUCUGGAGCAGGAUUUUACAAUGUAGAUUUGGAACUCCGAACAUGUUCUUGCGGAGUUUUUGAUGUGGAGAAGAUACCUUGUUCGCACGCCAUUGCUGCAAUUAACGACGCGCGCUUACUUGUCUCUUCAUAUGUGAGUCCAGCGUACAAUAAAUUACUGUCCACGCUACCUAUGCGCAUCAGCUCUAUCCUUCAGCAUCAAACUUUUCAUUCGUUAAAAAGGAACCUUGUCUCCCCCCUGAGCCUGCACCGACACCCGGCAGGAAAAAGAAAUGAAGGUGGCAAACUUGGUUAG
Microthlaspi erraticum is the source of this 336-nucleotide messenger RNA. NCBI's taxonomy places the organism in Eukaryota, Viridiplantae, Streptophyta, Magnoliopsida, Brassicales, Brassicaceae. The record is from the annotation of a GenBank genome assembly.